Molecule: messenger RNA, 553 nt
Organism: Erpetoichthys calabaricus (reedfish)
Lineage: Eukaryota; Metazoa; Chordata; Cladistia; Polypteriformes; Polypteridae
Product: coiled-coil-helix-coiled-coil-helix domain-containing protein 5
Exons: 4
Coding region: 77-397 (106 amino acids)
Source: RefSeq, a predicted model, not a curated record
CUGCGUGACGUAAAGGAAUUGCGGAAGCUGCCGCGUGACCUCUGCCGAGCGCAAGAGAGGCGGCAUCUUCGCAGUAAUGCAGGCUGCAAUGGAAAUAUCCCACAGGUACUGUAGCAGUGAGUUAGAGAGCUACGGCAGUUGCGUGUCUUCUCAUCCAUCUUCAUGGCAGCAUGACUGCCAUCACUUGAAAGUCCAGGUGGCAAAGUGCACCUCUUCUCAUCCUGUUAUCCAAAAGAUCCGGACAGACUGCAGUCAACCCUUUUCUGCUUUUGAGCAAUGUCUUAAAGAGAACCAGAACUCUGUUGCCAACUGCUCAGAUCAUAUCAACAAGUUCUUGCUUUGUGCAGAGUCUGUCAAACAUCCAAGUUUAGGGGAUGCCGUACCACCUCAGGCUUAGACCUCUUCCAGGCUCUUCGUCAUCAUCUGGACACUGGUGAUUUCAAUAUUCAUAGAAAAAACAUAUUGCAUUUUACUUUGGGGACGUUAUUCUCUUUGGUUUAUAAUUGUAAUAUUUAUUCACAAGGAAAAUACAUGUUUUUCUAGAGAAACAGAA